AUGGGGAGCCAUGACCGAGCGGUCCGGAACCUCACGAAUCAGAUCCUCUCCAACAAGGAGGACGUGGCGAAGUGCCAGGAGCGGCUUGGAGAGAUGGCUGGCAAGCUGGAGGGCCAGAAACGGGAUCUCGGCUUGCUGCGCAUCGCGGGCAGUUGGAAGAGUGCUGAGCACGCCAGGGUGGCAGAAGAGAAGCGCAGUCUCAGUUUGGAGGAGCAGGACCUGAUCGAGGAAGUCGAGGGACUAAAGCAGGCACUUGAGCGAUCGAAGUCCAGAGCGGUUCGGGCCCCUCGUGCUUCCGGCGAGGGUUCGCUGCCGCUCGAGCUUCUCCUGCCCCGACGCCUGGCAAGGCUCCGAGAACGCGUGCAGCUCUGGGAGGAUCUCAUCCGAUUCCGCCAGUACCGCCUGGACCAACUUCGCGAGCAGGCCUUGGCGACUCAGCUUCAAAGUGAGCGGCUCCGUGCGCAGGCCGCGCAUCUCCGUGAGGAAGCGGCACGACUGCGUGCCGCCCGCCAGCGAGCCGACGAGGCGCUGUCGGUGGCCAAGGAGGAAGUGCGCUGGGCCCGGAGUUGCAGGAGGUACGCAUUCUUUCUGCCGGUGCUGUCCUCCUUGCUGACUUCACUUUGGUGGUGCUACGGAUGA
Symbiodinium natans is the source of this 639-nucleotide messenger RNA. The record is from the annotation of a GenBank genome assembly. Lineage: Eukaryota; Dinophyceae; Suessiales; Symbiodiniaceae.